Molecule: messenger RNA, 1044 nt
Organism: Fonsecaea erecta
Lineage: Eukaryota; Fungi; Ascomycota; Eurotiomycetes; Chaetothyriales; Herpotrichiellaceae
Exons: 3
Coding region: 1-1044 (347 amino acids)
Source: RefSeq, a predicted model, not a curated record
AUGCCAUGGGCAAAGUCCUCGAGUGCGGCGGCUUCUGCUGCAAGCCAAAGUCCCGAUCAGCCAUGGCAGGACAACUUUGAUGUCUUGACCCUCGACCCGGGGUCUAAAGUUACGCCUAUAUCGGUCGCAGCCCAUUUCCUCUACGAACACACUCGUCCAGACGUACUACUGGGCCCCGGCGGUGCCACGCUGCUGGACGAGACUCAGUACGAGCAGAUCGAUGAGCGGACAGAUGCCGCAAGGGAGAAGUUUCCCGACUUUCCCUGGGAUCUAAAGAUUCACACCUAUAGGGUCAACGGUGUGAUGGGUCAUCUAGAGCCGGACGACCGCCUACCCAAGGAAGUGGGCAUCGCAGGACAGGUCCGGGCGGAGACGCAAGAUCAGGCCAACCAGGUCGCCAGCAUGGUCAAGUUCUACUUUACCCAUGCUGCGUAUCCCGGCCAGGUCGCCACGGGGGGCACCUUUGCCUGGCCGUUCACCCCGUCUGAGGUACCCAUGGGCCCGUCCCCCGAAUUCUGCGUUUAUCACCUUAUGCACAAGACAGAUCCGCUCGAAUCAUUCCCUGUCCGCGUAUACACCGUUGAGGGAUAUAAUUCGUUUGUCAGGAAGGAAGUGUCUGGUUCAGCAGCAAUUCCAUUCAAGUCUUUGCCGUCACGAGGAACAACGGCGGGCGCCAGUAAGCUCAAAGCCCUGGUGGGGGAUCCGGCGAAAAGGUACUAUCUCACCCCGGAACCGGUGCUGGGGACGUGUUACCUCGGCGACGUGGCGACGGUGGUCCGCAGCAAAAACGCCGGGCCAUACCAACUGACCUUUGACGUUAUGUUCCCAAGUCAGCGGGUCUAUGAGAAGGUGAAAAGCAUGGGACUGCUGUCGGCCGAGACGAUGGCCAGGUUGUACCGGAUCCCGCUUGAGCGAGUGGUGACGUCCAUGUACUUUGACCAGGCGAUGGCAUACAAGGCGACUAUCACUCGGACUGCAGCGUCAGGGGGUUCAGAGAGACAGACACGCAUGCCUCCCAGCAACAUGUGCAGUUGUUGUACCUGA